Molecule: messenger RNA, 2503 nt
Organism: Anas platyrhynchos (mallard)
Lineage: Eukaryota; Metazoa; Chordata; Aves; Anseriformes; Anatidae
Gene: IDNK
Product: IDNK gluconokinase
Cellular component (GO): cytoplasm
Molecular function (GO): gluconokinase activity
Source: RefSeq, a predicted model, not a curated record
CCCACCGCGGUGCCGCCCUGCUGGAGCCGGGGGCGGGCCGGCGGCUGAGGGGAGGCCGCUCCAGGUCCCAGUCCCGGCCCCAGAUCCCGGUCCCGGUCCCGGUCCCGGUCCCGGCGGGUCUGGCCAUGGUGCUGGUGGUGGUCAUGGGCGUGAGCGGCUCGGGAAAGACCACGGUUGGGUCGCGUUUGGCAGCGAAGCUGGGAUGGAAAUUCUAUGAUGCAGAUGAUUACCAUUCUUCAGAGAAUAAAAAGAAGAUGGCAUCAGGAAUACCACUAAAUGAUGAGGACAGGAUUCCAUGGCUUUGUACAUUGCAUGAUAUACUAAGGAGAGAAGAAUCAUCUAGACAAGAUGCUGUUCUGGCCUGUUCAGCACUGAAGAAAAUGUAUAGAUGUGUACUAGUCAGUGGAGUAUCUGCAAUUGAAAGCAACCAGCCAGAGAAACCAGGAGAAAAUGUAGCACUGAAGAUCCUCUUUGUUCAUCUGGAUGGUCCUAUAGAGCUCAUUGCUCGCCGCCUGGAGAAGAGGAGAGGACAUUUCAUGCCACUGGAACUACUCAAGUCUCAGUUUGACACUCUAGAGCCCCCUAAAGCACCAGAGAACUUUAUUACUGUCAGUCUAGAAAAAUCUCUUCCUGAAAUAAUGAUGGAGAUUGAGAAAGCCAUUUUUUCAGGGUAAGGCUUUUCCAGAGUAAGUUCCAAAACUACAAAUGCAGAAAUUCACCUGGCAAUACCAGGGUUAUGAAACAACAUUUUAAUUAAUCAAAGCAACUUGUUUUUCCCAAUACUUGAAUUAGAAUGUUAAGAGAUGGUUCACUACUCUUGAUAUUUUUAUCAUUUUAAAAUGCUAUUUAAAACACACGCAGUAUGAACUUUCAAAAAACUGUCAGCAAUGUUUGAAUUCCUUACCAUAUCAAGUUGAAAUGUGUAUUAGAAUCUAAGCAGAGCCAGCUUUUGAAAAUCCCAUCAAGGGUUGCACCCAUGAAUUAUUGUUUUUUGUUUUUCUUUAAUUUUUACUGUCAAACAUGAGAAAGGCACAUCUUCUAUUAAAUGAUGGAAUAAUGUACAGCUUUGUUAAAUGCAGUAUAUUUAUUUUCUUACUAGUAUAAAAGUAACAUGCAUGAUGAAAUUUCAUGCCUGACAUUGCCACUGUCUCACUGCCAGGUCUUUAACAAGUUGUAACUUCUGUGUUUGUGUUCUUACCAGCCUCCCCACGGCAGUGAGGAGGCUGGCAACUUCACCAGCUCUUCAGUACAUGCACUGAACCCCAAAUUGGAAAAUGUAAGGGGAAAAAAAAAACAGGUAACAGUUGUGGAGUAAUGUACAAAAUACAAUUGUCUGGAAAGCUUCAGAAAUAAAGUGUAUGGAGCAUCAUAUUGGCUUUUAUAUAAAAAAAUGUAUCCUUGGAUAAUAUACUGGAUGUGUCAACCAGUGAAGAUACCGAAUAUAAGAUUGAUGAAUCACACAACUCACGCUUCAAAGCAUCUUUGGAGUAAUUUUUACCUGGUUAACUAGUUGAAAAGCAUUUGCUUUAUCAUUUUGUAUUAAUAGUAAGCGCUUUGUGGCUUACCAUGCAAAUUGCUGUGCUUUGAUCAGUGCUAUAAAUGAGCACUGCAAACCCUCAGAAGCAAAGUGCAAGAGACGCCUGGGUGCUUAACAGCCUCACAUUUCAGAUACCUAGUGACUAGUCAGAAUAUAGAAGUUCAGUCAAGUAUGACAAAUAAAAGAAAUGGCACCCUCUUGUGGUACCUCUGCCUUUAAUUCAGUCUUUGUAUUUUCCCAAUACACCAUUAACAAGCAAAGUGCUUUUCUAGUACAUCAUCUGUUAAGUAAAGACAGGCUUUUUUUUUUUCCAGCUGCAAUAAACUAGAUCAAGGACACUACAGUAGACAGGAAAGCAAUUGCAUCCUGUCACAAACAUGAUUUAAACCCUCAAAUCAAAAAAGAAACUUGGUUGUUUUCAAUUGUGUUUUAAGAAGUUCGACUCCAGAUUUCAGAUCUGCACGUCCUGUGUUUAUAUUGUGCUCACAAAUUAGCCAGUACUAACAGAAAAUCCUGCUCAACACUUAACAGGUCUCUCACGACAUACAACAGCUCCCCCAGAUAUACUAAGAUUGUGCAUGUGUAUAGUGGGAGGUCACAGAACAGUCUCUGUACAUGUUUCAUUUACCUGCCCAAAUUAAGACUGUAUUAGGGAUGAUGUGUUCAGGGUAGGCACAAUUCAGGUUAUUUAUAUUUAGCUCAAAUUAUUUGGAUAGAAGUUUUUCUGUCCUUGUUUUGAAAUGACUUUAACAGAGGCAGCAAAAACUGGGGAGGAAACAUCUGGAAUUAGAAAUUGCUUUUCCUGCCUCAGACAUGAGUUCAAGUAUAGACACACGCUACCUCCUCAAGAAUAUGUGCCUAGUAGUUUGUAACAUGCUGUGUAAAUGCUGUACAUAACUACAAAAAGCACUUAGGAGCAUUUUGCAAUAUUAUAUUGAGGAAAUAAAAAUGAAAUGUUAGUUCCCA